UCUCUCUUCUUUGCGCGCCUUUUGCAAGAGGCCAAGCAGGGCUGGGGUUCCCACUGAGACCCCCCUCUUUCUCCUCCCCCUUAUUUCCCACUGGCUGAAGGAGCUGCCAAUCUGCGGUGUGUGUGCGUGUGGGGGGAUAAUCCCCCUUUAAUGAGGAGGAGGAGGGGGAGGAGGGGACACUCAAGAGAAGAGAAGAAGAAGAAGGAGAAACAGACAGGAAACCAAGGAGGCAGGAGGGCCACUCUGGAAGGCAGCCUCCUUCCUCUCCUCCUCGCGUGGAAAUACCACGGUUCCCUCACCACCCACAGCCUUGCCCCACAGACCCACCCCCAGGCCCUCCUCCUCCUCCUCCUCCUCCUUUGUGGCCAAACUUUGCCUCCUUGGAGGGAACCAAAGGCAAGAGUUGUGAGGGAAGCAGCCCAGAGGAGAGGGGCCAAGGAGAAGCAGAGGGGCGCUCCUGGAACCGGAGCCCACCGCCCCCUUGAAGCUCCCCACCGAGCCGCCCAACUCCGCCCCGAAGCCAGCCAACAAGUGAGGAGGGCUUGGAGGGAGAAGGAAGGAAGGAAGGAGGGAGCCCGCGCCUCCAUUGCUUCAGCCAAGAACAUCCUCCUCCUCCUCCUCCUCUUGGGAUCCUACCCUUCUUCUUCUGCUUCUUCUUCUUCUUCUUCUGCUCCUCUUUGGGUUGAAAUCCCGAGUAUAUAGAUCUAUUUUUCCUUCUGGGGAAGAGUCUCUCUCUCUUUCUCUCUGUUCCUCUUUUUUGAUCUGUUUUUGGAGCUUGCCCCAGGCGAGAGAGACUAGCAACCCGGGAAUAAUGUGGACCGUGUGGCUGCUGCUCGCCUGCGCCUGGAUGGCCUCCUGCGCCUCGGCCGAGACGAGAGCAGCACUCACCUCUGAUAAAGACCUAUAUCUUGACAACAGCUCUAUUGAAGAAGCAUCAGGCGUCUAUCCAAUAGAUGAUGACGAUUAUACUUCUGGGUCAGGCUCAGGAGAUGAAGAGGAAGGAGAUAACACAAUGAUAGACUCAACAUCUAGAAUGCCUCCAGAGCGUCCAGUGAUUCCAGCUAGUGAUGCCCCUAGGACUGAGCGAACUACACUGAAAACUCAGACCAAGGUACCUGCACAAACAAAGUCACCUGAAGAGAUUGAUAAGAAGAAAAUACUUAAGCCAGAUGCUGAAAAUAAAAACGAUAAAAAUGAACCAGGUGAAGAUGCUGAUGUUUUCACUCAAAAACACUCAGAAAACCUUUUUCAGAGAACAGAAGUAUUGGCAGCUGUUAUCGCUGGUGGAGUUAUUGGCUUUCUCUUUGCAAUCUUCCUUAUCUUGCUUUUGGUAUAUCGCAUGAGGAAGAAGGAUGAAGGCAGCUACGACCUCGGGGAACGUAAGCCAUCGAGUGCUGCCUAUCAGAAGGCACCUACUAAAGAGUUUUAUGCAUAAAACUCUCAACUUAGUGUCUCUGUUUAAGAGAUCACUGAACUUUUAAAAUAAAGCUUUUUUGCAUAGAAUAAUGAAGAACUUUUUUUUCAUUAAAGAGCCUUUAUGGCACCUUUAUGAUAAAAAAAAUCCCAUUGUAUUUAAAACUUUUCAUGUAUUCCUUUAAAGAAAAUGUAAAGUAAAAUCUUAGCAUUUUGCAGUGUUCUGUGAAUAACAGUGGCAACCCGUUAUUUUAUAUAGCCAUUGAUGUUCACUGAAUCAUUUUAAAACUUUAUGCAUAAAUGAAAAUGAUUGUUUUAUCCUAUGGUUCAAUGAAAGUUGUUUAAUUUUUGUCAGCAUGUCUGAAUGAUCUUACAAGUUAGUUUUUCUUUCAUUAAUUUAUCUGUUUCCAAAAAUAAAACGAAAUGCCUUUUUGUAGUUGUCAUGGUGCAAUUUGUCUUCAGAUAACUCAAAUAAUGGUAACUCUUAGUGUAAAUGUAUUUUUUCAGCUAUGUAAACUUUAACUUCCACUUUGUAUAAAUUUUACUGUCAGAAAAUCCAUUUUACACCUUGCUUUGUUUCUCAGUGUUCCUGUAGCUUCAUUGAAACUUACAGCAGCAAAUUAAUGUGUAAAAUUGGACUAUUACUGCAAAUGAUGUAGUCGUACCCUUACAAAACAGAUCUUCUUUAUGAGAGAUUUUGCAGUAAGCUACUGACAGGUCUACACAAACCCAAAGACUCUUAACAGUAUUCCAAUAAAUUCCUGCAAAUUUCUGUGGCCACUGUUCAUUAAUUUCUUGCAAUUUGAAGGUACGAGUAGGAAUUUUAAAAGAGUUUUUUUUUUUGUUCUUAAAAAUGCAUUUAAGUUGUAAACGUCUUUUAAAGCCUUUGAAGUGCCUAUGAUUCUAUGUAACUUGUUGCAAACUGGUGUUAAUGAGUAUAUAACAGUUAAAAAAAGAAAAUGUUGGUAUUUUAUAAGCACAGAAAAUUCUAAUGGUAACUUUUGUAGUCUUACAUGGAUAGACAUAAACUGUAAUUUGGGAACAUAAACACUACUGAAUAAAUCAUGUGGCCUAAUAAUGAAA
Molecule: messenger RNA, 2496 nt
Organism: Sceloporus undulatus (fence lizard)
Lineage: Eukaryota; Metazoa; Chordata; Lepidosauria; Squamata; Phrynosomatidae
Gene: SDC2
Product: syndecan 2
Exons: 5
Coding region: 812-1435 (207 amino acids)
Biological process (GO): dendrite morphogenesis; cell migration
Cellular component (GO): membrane; cell surface
Source: RefSeq, a predicted model, not a curated record